AUGGCAUCAAUUAUAGAUGAAACAUAUUCGUCUAAGCAUGAUUUAUAUGAUGCUCUCCUUAAUACAUUAUUUCCAAUCACCUUUGUUAUUUUACUUAAUGUCAAAAAUGAAGAGAAAUCUAUUAAAAAUUUUUUCUUGCCAUUAUUAGACGACAUAUUAUAUAAUAUGGUUACUUGGGCGAUUCCACUAAUAGUUUCCUUUACUUAUGGAGAUACGUCAGAUAUAAUGAUAUUUUCAAUUAUAAACAUGUUAUUACAUGUAUUUUGCGCUGUUUCCGCAAUAGUUUAUGCAAUAAUUACGCCUAGAAAAAAAUUACAUGACCGUGAUUUUUACGGAUUAUAUUUUAGUAUUGUUGUAUUUUUAAUAUUGUUUCCAGUGAUAAUUAUUCCAGUGUUUUGGAUUAUUAUCAUUAGUAGACAAACUUUUGAACCAAUUGAUUUAGUAUUUCUUGUAUUAUUUGUAAUAUUGUUAGUUGUCGCAGUUCUUGCUUG
Cetraspora pellucida is the source of this 491-nucleotide messenger RNA. NCBI's taxonomy places the organism in Eukaryota, Fungi, Glomeromycota, Glomeromycetes, Diversisporales, Gigasporaceae. The record is from the annotation of a GenBank genome assembly.